AUGGCCACUCUUCUUCUCAGACACUCCUCUUCCACUUCUCGCCGCCUCUUCCCCUUAGCCUCUCAAAUCCACUCUUCCGUAUCUCGUUCUCCUCUCUCUACUCCCAAUGACUCCACCUCCACCUCCUUCUAUUCUUUCAAUUCCAAUCCAUGGUGGAGAUCCAUGGCAACUUUCACCAGAACGAAGCCUCACGUUAAUGUCGGAACUAUUGGACACGUGGAUCAUGGGAAGACCACGCUAACUGCGGCAAUCACCAAGGUGCUUGCGGAUGAAGGGAAGGCUAAGGCUGUGGCCUUUGAUGAAAUUGACAAGGCUCCUGAAGAGAAGAAGAGAGGAAUCACCAUUGCAACGGCUCAUGUGGAGUAUGAGACUGCAAAACGACAUUAUGCGCAUGUGGACUGCCCUGGACACGCGGAUUAUGUUAAAAAUAUAAUUACGGGAGCUGCCCAGAUGGAUGGUGGUAUACUUGUUGUAUCUGCACCUGAUGGACCAAUGCCUCAAACCAAGGAGCACAUUCUUCUUGCUCGCCAAGUUGGUGUGCCAUCUCUUGUUUGCUUUCUAAAUAAAGUUGAUGCUGUUGAUGAUCCAGAGUUGUUAGAGCUUGUAGAAAUGGAGUUACGUGAGCUACUGAGCUUCCACAAGUUCCCUGGGGAUGAAAUCCUGAUCAUUAGAGGUUCAGCGUUGUCUGCUUUACAGGGUACAAAUGACGAGAUUGGAAGACAGGCCAUUCUAAAAUUAAUGGAUGUUGUAGAUGCAUACAUUCCUGACCCUGUUCGCCAACUUGACAAGCCCUUCCUAAUGCCAAUUGAAGAUGUGUUCUCAAUUCAGGGACGUGGAACAGUUGCCACUGGCCGUGUUGAACAAGGCGUCAUUAAAGUCGGUGAAGAAGUAGAGGUGUUGGGUCUAAUGCAGGUAUGUAUGUUCAUUGAGUCAUUUCCUAUAUAUAGCUGCCCUCUGAUCCUUCCUGAACCAUGCUUCCUCAUGCUUGAUGUACUUCUCAACUUCUUCUUCGAACUCUUGAUAAAAUUCGAAAACUGGUCGUUUAGGUUAUCCCUAGCAUUAGCCUCGUCAUCAUCUCGUAGUGGUACAGGUGUAACGUUGCUCUGCUCCCGACCGAUGUGGGACACGGUUCUAAGUUUACCCUUGGCACGUCGAAUGAAACUGUUGAAAGUUUCAUCGUUAUCAAGUGAGGUGUUAUCUGAGUUCGCCGCACGACCAUGUUGUCCCUUCCAAGCGCGUGUGGUCUCUACUGCUGGAUUAGCAGCACGCCACCUCAUCCUUGGAUCAUAUCCAGCUUCACUUGAAGCAACUCUUGUUGGUUUGAAAAGUGUUCGAUGCAAGGUAUAUGGUUUCUCGACAAACUUGGUUAAGCUCAAAUGA
Vigna unguiculata (cowpea) is the source of this 1380-nucleotide messenger RNA. RefSeq names its product elongation factor Tu, mitochondrial-like. Gene Ontology annotation, molecular function: GTP binding; translation elongation factor activity; GTPase activity. Lineage: Eukaryota; Viridiplantae; Streptophyta; Magnoliopsida; Fabales; Fabaceae. Gene Ontology annotation, biological process: mitochondrial translational elongation. The record is from RefSeq and is a predicted model, not a curated record. Gene Ontology annotation, cellular component: mitochondrion.